Leptosia nina is the source of this 1428-nucleotide messenger RNA. Lineage: Eukaryota; Metazoa; Arthropoda; Insecta; Lepidoptera; Pieridae. The record is from the annotation of a GenBank genome assembly.
AUGGCUAAAAAAGUAAGCGGGACAGAGGACGAUCUUCCAGUCUUCGGAAUGUUUUUAUCUUUAUUAGGAACUUCAGAGGCCCUAAUGAAAAAACUGCAGGACCACUCUUGCUCCACAACAAGCUUAGGAGGUUGUAUUAAGGUGUGGCUAGGUCCACUUCUCUAUUACAUGGUAACUGACGCUCGCAAAAUAGAGUUUAUACUAAAAAAUCACUUGGAGAAAGACAGGAUAGUGAGAUUCCUACGAUUCGUUCUUGGUAAUGCAUCAAUUUUUGCACCAGUGCAUAUAUGGAGACCGCGUCGCAAAAUCGUUAUGUCAGCAUUCACUCCAAAAAUAUUAUCCAGCUUCGUCGACAUUUUUUCGAUACAAAGCGAUAAAUUAGUAGGAAAAUUAAAGCCAUUUGCUGGCAAAGGCCAAUUUAAAAUUUGGUCAUACCUCAACGCAUACAGCCUGGAUGCAGUUAUGGAGACUGCAAUGGGAGUUAAAAUAAAUGCCCAAGAUAACCCCGAGGAAAGCCCAAUUUUGUCAGCAACUAAUAAUGUCUUAUAUUACAUCUGCGAAAGAAUUUUUCGAGUGUGGAAGCAUCCUGACUGGCUGUACAGGUGGUUCCCUCAACAUGCAAAAUUAGAGCAUUACACGAAGAUAUUACACAAAUUCACAGAUGAGAUCAUAGAAAAGAAAAAGGCGCUUAUCACAGAACAAAACAAACUCCGGAUGGAUGGCGAAGAUAUCAGUGAGACAACAACUUUUCUGGAUAUACUAAUUAGCCAAUCUGGAGGUGAAAGGGGUUACAGUGUCAAAGAAUUACGCGAAGAGGUUUUGACCUUCCUCGUGGCAGCAAUGGACACAUCUGCAGUUACAAUGGGAUACACUCUGAAACUGCUGGGCAAAUAUCCCGCGGUGCAACAAAAAGUCUUUGACGAGCUGGAUGUAGUAUUUGGUGAUUCAGACCGGUUGGUGACGAGAGAAGAUUUGCCUAAGCUUCAAUGUCUGGAGAGAGUUAUAAAGGAGGCGAUGAGACUAUUCCCGCCUUCUCCGUUCAUUCUUCGAGAAACCUCUGAAAAUUCGGUCAUUGAUGGCAUCACAUUUCCUAAAGGGUCAGGUCUGAUAAUAAGCGUAUAUGGUGUGCACAGAAACCCUAAAUAUUGGGGUCCAGAUCCUCACUGUUAUGAUCCAGAUAGAUUCCUUCCGGAGAGAUCCCAAGAUCGUCACCCUUGUGCAUUCAUUCCGUUUAGUCAUGGACCUCGAGGAUGUCUAGGUUAUCAAUACGCGUUAAUGUCGAUGAAGACUUUGCUGUCCUCUGUGUUACGUCGCUACCGUGUUGUUGGUGAACCCGAAAAUGGACCUAUUCCUAACAUUCGUGUGAAGUUGGAGAUCAUGAUGAAGGCUGUGGAUGGCUUUGAAGUUGCUUUAGAAGAGAGAGUAUAA